Messenger RNA from Hydra vulgaris (swiftwater hydra), 1095 nucleotides. The record is from RefSeq and is a predicted model, not a curated record. Lineage: Eukaryota; Metazoa; Cnidaria; Hydrozoa; Anthoathecata; Hydridae.
AUAUAUAUAUGUUUUUUGUUUUGUUAAUCUUCUCUUUAGUUUAUUGUUUCAACACAUUUUGAAUGUACCUACUAAGCAAGUAGUACUUGCCUAAAAAAAAUUAAAUGUUUUAUUGUGUUACUUUUAAAUUAGGUAUACAGUGCAUUUUAUUGAUAGAAAAUGACUUCAGAGUACCAAAGAAAAUAUCGAAAGGUGGUAAAGGAAAUGGGGAGUUUUUCAAAUGCUGAAGAAGUUGUGAAACAAGAUAAUAUUGAGAUGUUACGUGAUAUUGACUAUAAUGAGGAUGAUUUUGAAACUAAUAACCUGAGUUCAGUUACUAGUAGCUCGGAAAGUGAAGGUGAUGUAGGAUCAGAUAGUAGCAAUGAAGAAAGUUUGAGAAACGAUUUGGCUGAUUUGGCAGUUACAAGUAAAAUGACGCAUGUUCAAGUGAACGGAGUGCUUAGUGUCUUGCGGAAGCAUGGUUUUGAUGUUCCAAAGGACAGUCGAACUCUUGUAAAAAGCACAAGAACAAUAGUUACAUACAAAAAAUGUGGUGGUGACUAUUUGUAUUUUGGGCUUCGAAAAAUCAUCACACAAUCUUUAGAAAUAGAUGACAGUAAUGAAAUUCUGAACUUGAAAGUAAAUGUGGAUGGUAUACCUUUGUACAAAUCAUCUAGCUUACAGUUUUGGCCAAUAUUGUGUUCGAUAAAUAAUUCUACUCCUAUGAUUGCCGCUCUUUUUAGUGGAAAUUCUAAACCAAACUCUGUAGAUGAUUUUUUGCAAGAUUUUAUUUAUGAGGUUAAGGAACUCCAAGAGUAUGGAUUUAGUUAUAAUGAAAAAACUUAUACCCUUUUAUUGCAGGCAUUUAUAUGUGAUUCACCGGCUAGAGCUUUUUUAAAAAAUAUUAAAGGUCAUAACAGUUUGCAUGGGUGUGAACGAUGUUGUGCAGUUGGAUUGUCAGUUAAUCAUCGUACAAUAUUUGUUAACCCAGGUUGUUUUAAUGCAGAAAGACGCACUGAAGAUAAAUUCUUCAACUUGGCAUAUAUUGUCUGUUGCUGUUACUAUUUUGCUUUCACCUGAUAAAGAUAAACGAGUUCAAUAUCUUGAGUAUGCACA